Molecule: messenger RNA, 2964 nt
Organism: Cavenderia fasciculata
Lineage: Eukaryota; Evosea; Eumycetozoa; Acytosteliales; Cavenderiaceae
Gene: gnd
Product: 6-phosphogluconate dehydrogenase
Exons: 5
Coding region: 1-2964 (987 amino acids)
Biological process (GO): pentose-phosphate shunt; pentose-phosphate shunt, oxidative branch
Cellular component (GO): cytosol
Molecular function (GO): NAD+ binding; phosphogluconate dehydrogenase (decarboxylating) activity; zinc ion binding
Source: RefSeq, a predicted model, not a curated record
AUGCACGCAGUAGAAUUUAUAACUUGUAAACAUUUGACAGAGGAGAAGCUUGUCGAACAAUGUCUUGACAUUGAUAUUUUCGAUGGUGCUGAUUUAAAGAAACCAGUAUGUUUUACAUGUUUGGAUGAAACAGAGAAUUGGAUUUGUUUAAAGUGUGGAGUGAUUGGAUGCAGUAGACAUGUAGCAGGUCACGCAGCACAACAUUAUCUAGAAAAUGCAGAGCAUUCAUUGUCUGCUUCAUUCUCUGAUUUGAGUGUAUGGUGUUAUGAAUGCGAUGCCUAUGUCACUGCUCCAUGUCUUGCUCAAUUCCUAGAGAUCCUUGGUAUUGUAAAGUUUGCCAAAGAAAAGAAUGACCAUUUGGUGAAACAAGCUGAAAAGAUAGAGGAAUUGGAUAAUAACAUUACCACCGCUACAACUACAACUUCAACUACUACUGCAGCUACAUCAACAACCUCUACUACAAAUGAUAACAUUUCAACCAUUUCAACAACUUCAACAACUUCAACAACUUCUUCUUCUACAUUUAACAAAUCAUCAUCAUCACCACAAAGACAAGAUAGACAUGAUAUUAGUCAAGAUUUAAAUUUAGAUGAAUCAUCAGAAUCUGAAGAUGAAUCAUUAAAGUCUGAAAAGGGAGGUAUUUUAAAGGCAAUGAUGGAUAUGUUGAUUGGAUCAAAACCAUCGUCCCCUGGACAGAUCCUAUCAUCGGUCGAUAUCAAUGGUAUUGCCAAUCAUAUCAAAUCGGGUAAAGCCAAAAAUAUUAUUGUAUUGACGGGUGCUGGUAUAUCUGUAGCAGCAGGUAUCCCAGAUUUCAGAUCCCCCAAGACUGGUCUCUACCAAAACCUCGCCAAAUAUAAUCUUCCAUACAAAACUGCCAUCUUUGAUAUGGAAUACUUUGUAGAAAAUCCAAAACCUUUCUUUAUUUUGGCAAAAGAAUUAUAUCCUGGUUCAUUUAAUCCAACACCAGUACAUCAUUUUAUUAAAUUAUUAAGUGAUAAAGGAUUAUUAUUAAGAAAUUAUACACAAAAUAUUGAUACAUUGGAACGAGUAGCAAAAAUUGAUGAAAAUUAUUUGGUUGAAGCUCAUGGAACCUUUGCAUCGGCCAAAUGUAUUAAAUGUAAAAAGGUUCACUCUUGUGAAUACGUCAAGGACAUUGUCUUUGCCGAUGAAAUCCCAACCUGUCAAGAUUGUUCGGCAGUGGUCAAACCAGAUAUUGUCUUUUUCGGAGAGUCGUUGCCAAGUCGUUUCAGCACCAUGGUCCAAGCUGAUUUCCCCAAAUGCGAUCUCAUGAUUGUCAUUGGUACAUCACUUCAAGUACAACCAUUUGCAUCGUUGGUUGCAAUGGCACCUGCCAACACUCCACGACUCCUCAUCAACAAUGAAGAGGUUGGUAUCUCUUUUAAAUUUGAUGAACCAUCAAACAAAUUGGAUUGUAAAUGGAUUGGUGAUUGUCAAGAUGGUAUCAAUGAAUUAACUACUCUUUUAGAUUUCAAAAUUAUGUCAUCAGAUAUUGGUUUAAUUGGUUUAGCUGUAAUGGGUGAGAACUUGGUUCUCAACAUGGAAAGUCAUGGAUUUACAGUAUCAGUAUUUAAUCGUACUGUUUCAAAGGUUGAUGAAUUUGUUCAAGGUCGUGGAAAGGGUAAAAAGUUUGUUGGAUGUCACUCUAUCGAACAAUUGGUCAACUCUUUAAAGUCACCACGUCGUAUUAUGCUCAUGGUCAAGGCUGGUGAAGUCGUCGAUCACUUUAUCAAUCAAGUAGUACCAUUCCUCUCCAAGGGUGAUAUCAUCAUCGAUGGUGGUAACUCUCUCUACACUGACACUGAUCGUAGAGUUGCUGAACUCGAAAAGAAGGGUAUCUUGUAUGUUGGUUCAGGCGUAUCUGGUGGUGAAGAAGGUGCUCUUCUUGGUCCAUCUAUCAUGCCAGGUGGUAAUCCAGAGGCAUGGGAACAUGUUAAACCAAUUUUCCAAGGUAUUGCUGCUAAAGUUGAAGGAGGACAACCAUGUUGUGAUUGGGUUGGUGAUGGUGGUGCAGGUCAUUAUGUCAAGAUGGUACACAAUGGUAUCGAGUAUGGAGACAUGCAAUUGAUCAGUGAAGCCUAUUUCAUCCUCAAAAACUAUUUGGGUCUCAGCAACGAAGAGAUGCAACAAAUUUUCAAAGAGUGGAACAAGGGUAUUUUGGACAGCUACCUCAUUGAGAUUACUGCCGAUAUUUUGGGCAAAAAGGAUGAAGAGACUGGAAAGUAUGUUGUCGAUGAAAUCCUCGAUAGUGCCGGCCAAAAGGGUACUGGCAAGUGGACCGCCAUCAACGCACUCGACUUGGGUAUGCCAGUCACCUUGAUUGGUGAGGCUGUUUUUUCCCGUUGUCUCUCCUCUCUCAAGGACGAGCGUGUCGCUGCCUCCAAGGUUCUACCAGGCCCCAAGUCAACCGCCUGUGCCACCGCAUUCAAGGGUGACAAAAAGGAGGUGAUUGAAUGGAUCCGUCAAGCAUUGUUUGCCAGCAAGUUGGUGUCGUACGCACAAGGUUUCACCAUGAUGAAGGCUGCUGCCAAGGAAUACAAGUGGCGUCUCAACUAUGGCAACAUUGCCCUAUUAUGGCGUGGUGGUUGUAUCAUCCGUUCAACCUUUUUGGGUCGUAUCAAGGAUGCCUUUGAACGUAACCCCAACCUCGACAACUUGCUCGUCGAUCAAUGGUUCACUGAACAAUUGUCGCAAUGUCAAAACGGAUGGCGUCAAGUAGCCUCUGUCUGCAUGCUCCACGGUAUCCCUGCUCCAGCCUUUACCACUGCUCUCUCUUACUAUGAUGGUUACAGAUGUGAAUUGCUCCCAGCCAACAUUCUCCAAGCUCAAAGAGACUAUUUUGGUGCUCACACUUAUGAAAAAUUAAAUGGAAAGCGUGGUGAAGUCUUCCAUACCAAUUGGACUGGUAGAGGUGGUUCAACUCAUUCUACUUCUUAUAAUGUUUAA